AUGUCUACACGACAAUUUCGCCUCAGUGAUGGCUAUUGCAAACGAAACCUCAGUCACGUCCAGCCGUCGUCGACGACCAACCUUGGCAUGUGCAACCGCGAAGCCCCCUGCAACCAAUGCGUCCGCUCCAAGUCCGAGUACUGCGUCUACAUACAGAUCGAUGACGACGAAUGCUCUGUGCAACGUCAUUUGAAACGCAAACGGACCAAUUCUGAACAUGUCCACCAAUCCUCAAGGCGAGAGAAGGAGGACUCGCAUACCUACUGUGAAGAUGUGCCGUCAUCCGAAGGCGUGAGCCCAGUCUUUCGAACUGGCUUUGAACCCCCAAGACCCGACUCAGUAGUAUCAACACCUACCGAGAUCACGCAUAAGGGUAUUUGCUCAAAUGGCAGCUCAUCAAGUGAGGACGGCUCAGGAGUUCUUCCGAUCCGCGGCAUAUUUUUGGAUUCUCGCUUCUUUGGACCAAGCCACUGGAUAAACAGCGCUGUUCACGUAAGCGAAAGCCGUGCUCAAGAGUCAACGCAUACAUUACUGACCCAUGGUGUGGAACAGUUUCGCAAAGUUCAUACAUUACAACGUGCUGUCGAGAAAGAGCCCGGAGGAAAUCUGUACAGGCAAUGCAGGGAACUGACGGAAACAAGACGAUCACAAAAUUCGAUCCCGCAACUGCUGGUCACCAAUCUGAAAGAUUUGAUUCCUCCUCAAGCCAUCACCGAUCAACUUAUUCAAGCAUAUUUGCGGACCUUCGAGUCAGUGUUACGCGUGUUACACGUUCCAUUGUUUCUUCACGAAUGCCAAGGUUUCUGGGAGAGACCACUGGCCUCAUCGGAGGACUUCCAGCUUCAAUUACUCCUAGUGAUAUCGAUUGGAGCGUUAUUCUCGCCGAAGCUGAGAGACAGCUGUAACGAGUCGGUCUGGAUCCAUGCUGCAGAGUCCAGAUUGUUGUCCAAUGGUGGGGACCGCUGGACCGGACUCACUGGUGUGCAGAACUUUUGCCUUCUCAUGAUGGCCCGGCUUGUCAGUCCUUACCACUCGGGUGCUGAUUUGGUCGGCUUGUCGGUGGAAAGUCUGAUGCGGGUAGCGAUGCGGAUCGGCCUACAUAUAAGUCCGAAGAUGUUGCCACAGAUGAGUUUCUACGAGCAGGAGCUUCGUAGACGGCUAUGGUCCACUGUGCUUGAGAUCUCGCUGCAGUUCAGCAUCGAGGUCGGGGCAGUGCCAUUGAUUCCGAUGGAUGGCGUCGACUUCGAGCUUCCUCUGAAUGUACCGGACGAAAGUUUCGAUCAAAAUACGGAGACAGAGCCGACGUCAAAGCCGCUAGAUGACCUAAGUCACACAUCCAUUCAGAUAUUUCUCAUGGAGUCCUUCCCGGUGCGCCUCGAGAUUGCAAGGAUGGUGAAUUGCCCUCGGCGUGAGAUCCCUUACCAACGACUUCUACAGCUGAGCUCGCGAUUAAGCGCUCACUGUAGAUCAACGCAGGCACGGCUCAAUGUUGGCAACAACAAGGCACAAUCACAGAAAUUCCCGGUGCGGCUUUUAAACAUGUUUAUGUAUCGCUACCUGCUAGCGUUACACGUUCCAUUUGCACUCAAGGCUAGUACGGAUCCAACGCUAUACUUCUCGCGGAAGGUCAGCUUGGAAGUGGCGCUUUCCUUACUGGAUCAUCCAACGGGUCCGGACGAAGACGAUUAUGUACGUGUCAUGAUUAUCGGCUCGGGUGUCAUGUCUAGCUCCUUGAAUUUGGCCAUUCUCGUUGUCUCGGCAGAGCUUUCGGACAUGCUAGAAAACGAGGUGUCGGCUCUCACACCCAUAUCCAGUGCUAUGAAUCGACAACCACUUCGCAAGAUCUUGGAUGAAAACAUAGAAUUGAUCUCACGACGCAUAUCGCAAGGCCAGCCCGACAUUCAGGUGUCGAUGCUGUUUGCCGGGCUGACAGCACAAAUCGACGCAGCUCAAGCAGGACAACCCGCAGACGAUGCCAUUCUUGACGCCUUCCACAGGUGUUUGUCGGAGAACUUCAAUACCUUGAAAACGCGCAUGCUUGAUCAUCAGGUACUCGAUCCGAUCCUGGAGUCGACCACUGGGUGCUUUGACCUGCUAAAUACUGCGUGGGAUUCAGGCCCCCUGCCAGAAUGGGUGCUGCCUGAUGGGACAUGA
This is a messenger RNA of Penicillium canariense, 2154 nucleotides long. RefSeq names its product fungal specific transcription factor domain-containing protein. The transcript is spliced from 2 exons. NCBI's taxonomy places the organism in Eukaryota, Fungi, Ascomycota, Eurotiomycetes, Eurotiales, Aspergillaceae. The record is from RefSeq and is a predicted model, not a curated record. Gene Ontology annotation, biological process: DNA-templated transcription; regulation of transcription by RNA polymerase II. The coding region runs from base 1 to 2154 and encodes 717 amino acids. Gene Ontology annotation, molecular function: DNA-binding transcription activator activity, RNA polymerase II-specific; RNA polymerase II cis-regulatory region sequence-specific DNA binding; zinc ion binding. Gene Ontology annotation, cellular component: nucleus.